GAGGUUAUGUAAAUUUUUAAAAUAAAUUUGUCAUAAUAAAAUACGUAAAAAGACCUAAUAAAAAUAUUAAGUAAUAUAAUGACGCAGAACUAAACAAAUUAGUGAUUAGUUGAGUAGAUUUGUUACAAUUAUAAUUAAUUACUAUCCAAAAUGUUUCGUCAGUUUUUAAGAGCUUUGGAACCAGUAAGAAAUAGCUUGUCCCGGAGUGUAGUGGGCAACGGCGCUGGAGCGACCGGCAGCAAAUUUGAACAAAACUGCGUAUCUAAGGAGCAACAGCUCACAGAGGCUUUGAAAAAGUCGCUGCCUGGGACCACUUAUGUGAGCGUGGAGGAUAUUUCUGGCGGCUGUGGGGCUAUGUUCGAGAUCAGUAUAGAAGCGAAAGAGUUCACUGGAUUGUCCCGAGUCAAGCAACACAGGCUGGUCACUGACUCUUUGAAGGAAGAAAUUGCCGUAAUGCAUGGGAUCCGUAUCCAUACUACCCCCACUCCUGACAGCAAUUGAUUUAUGCAUAUUAUUUAUUUAUUACCAAUAUGAAGGAUAUAUGGAAAUCCUAUUUGAGAACUUUGAAAUAUAAAUAUGGAAGAGGAUAGAAAAGUUGGAGUAGCUCAUCAUAGUGUCAAUGUUUGUAAAAUGUCAAAAGGCUAGUGUCUUACAUAUCCACACAUACAUUUUUUAGCCACAGCCUAAGAGAAGGACCUAAUUUGGCAGCAAUUUUGAUAGCACAGGCUGAGUAGUUAUUUUAUAGUGCAAACUUCUAUAAAAUUAUGUUUAUUCAAAAUUUCAAUAGGCUGAGCUAUCAAAAAUGACCCAAUUUAGCUUAAUUUGAUUCUGUAAAGUUUUCAGUGUAAACCAUGUUCUCAAUUUAUAGGCAUAUUAGCUUAUGCCAGUUUCAGCACUAGUCUAUGUUCAAAUAUCAAAUUAAAUGAAUUCCUAAACAUCUCAUGUAUUGUAUCCAUUAAAUGCUGUUCCAAUAUUUAAAAAAAUACAUUUUGAAAAAAUGUAUGCAAAAAAUAUGAAUACAAAAAUUGUAAAUAACAUAACUGUUACUUUGUUGCAAUUUAGUUCAUUAUAUUAUUUUGGUAUUUAUAGUUACCUAUACUGAAUUAAUUUUAAAUGUAUAUAACAAAGUAAUAUACCUAAUAAGAAUAUUUUUAUGUUUGAUUGUUAGUUUCUCACUGGUUUUACGAGAUGCUGUGCUUAGUAUGUAGUUAUUUGACAUUAAAAUUGUUGAGUAGGUGAAUUAAA
This is a messenger RNA of Leguminivora glycinivorella, 1245 nucleotides long. Its product is annotated as bolA-like protein 3. The transcript has 3 exons. NCBI's taxonomy places the organism in Eukaryota, Metazoa, Arthropoda, Insecta, Lepidoptera, Tortricidae. The record is from RefSeq and is a predicted model, not a curated record. Bases 151 to 501 code for a protein of 116 amino acids.